This is a messenger RNA of Penicillium oxalicum, 783 nucleotides long. RefSeq names its product trafficking protein particle complex subunit 5. Gene Ontology annotation, cellular component: TRAPPII protein complex; TRAPPIII protein complex; TRAPPI protein complex. Lineage: Eukaryota; Fungi; Ascomycota; Eurotiomycetes; Eurotiales; Aspergillaceae. Gene Ontology annotation, biological process: endoplasmic reticulum to Golgi vesicle-mediated transport. The coding region runs from base 1 to 783 and encodes 260 amino acids. The transcript has 3 exons. The record is from RefSeq and is a predicted model, not a curated record.
AUGGCGGCACCGCCCAGACACUCGGCGAUGCUGUCGAUGAACAACGCCGUGGCUACACCGCAGCCCAUGUCAAGCGACAAGUCACAAAAUCUACAGCAAUCAUCAACACCUCAACCCUCGCAAGGUCUACGUGUGCCAUCAAAUCGCAAGACAAUUUACGACCGACACUUGAAUCGAAGCCGAAAUGCAGAGCUCAGCCGAGCCAGCUUCGCGUAUCUCUUUGCCGAGAUGGUCACAUAUGCGCAGCGCCGGGUAACAGGCAUUCAAGAUCUGGAGAAGCGUUUGAAUGAACAAGGAUACCCGCUCGGUCUUCGUCUCCUCGAUCUCCUGUUUUACCGUACAACGACAACUUCAUCCUCUGCCCUCUCCAGCUCCUCAACGUCCUCCUCUCCGCCCAAUCGUCCACUUCGCAUCCUUACUCUUCUCCAUCUCAUCCACGGUCCGCUUUGGCGCCUGUUAUUUGGCCGCUCAGCCGACGCCCUCGAGCAUUCGGUCUCCCCAGACACCCCGAAUGAAUACAUGAUUACGGACAACGAUCCGCUCGUCAAUACCUACAUUAGUGUGCCGCGGGAAAUGAAUCAGCUCAAUUGCGCGGCAUUUGUGGCGGUAUUAUUGAAGGCGUCUGUGACGGCUAUGCGCUCAAUGCCCGAGAAUCAAGCAUGCCUUGCCCUGCACGGGGAAACGUUGGCCAACACCGGCCUGGUACGCCGUGACGAAAGUCCUUUUACCGACGUGACCACUUUUGUCUGCCUGACGGCUAUCCGAAAGGUACGUCUUACGUAG